GUCAACGUGAMAUAUUUUGAGGUGAAUUGUUGAAAGAAAUUAUUGAAAUGAAAUUCGGUUACUCACUGUGUCUCUUGCUGGCGGCAUCCUUCCAUGCCGAGGGGUUUACAACUCCCGGACCGAGUGUGGGGGCUUUCUCGGCCACGAACAGCAAACGCAAGUCAUCCACAACUACUGUCGUUGCCCAAGACAGCAGUACGCAGCUGUCAAUGGUUGCUUCUCCCCAGACAAUUGUUCCCAAGAUCGCGAUCAAGGUUGCUGCAGUUGCCCUGUCCACCGCCUUGGCAGGAACAGGAUUUGUCAAAUUGUUCCUCGACAAACCCUCGAGAACGUAUGGAUCGGGAACCGUUGCUAAUGAAUACGAUGAAUGGACCGAAGAAGGAAUUCUGGAGUAUUACUGGGGAGAACACAUCCAUCUGGGUUACUAUGGUCCAGAUGUGAAGUACAAAUACAGACCACUGAACGAGGCUCAGUACACAUUCAUCGACGAAAUGAUGAAGUUCGGUGGGAUCGAUCCCCAGAAAGACAAAGCGGCAAAGGUCCUAGACGUUGGUUGCGGGUUUGGUGGAACCUCUCGGUAUUUGGCUCGAGCACUAGGGCCCGAGGCUGAAGUGACGGCCAUCACCCUGAGUCCGAAACAGGUGGAACGGGCGCAAGAACUUGCCAUCGAGCAGGAUACCCACAACGUCAACUUCAUGGUCGAGGACGCUUUGGAGAUGCCUAGCUUCCCCGACAACUCCUUUGACAUUGUGUGGGCGUGUGAAAGCGGAGAACACAUGCCUGACAAGAAAAAAUACAUCGAACAAAUGAUGCGAGUCUUGAAGCCCGGUGGUAAAUUCGUCAUGGCCACCUGGUGUCAGCGUGACGACCGAGAGGUUCCCUUUGACAAGCGUGACAAGCGCGAUUUGCAGUACUUGUACGAAGAAUGGUAGGUGAUCAGUUCCAGUUUGCUGUGAUUGAUAUUUUUGUUCCAAAUUCACUGUUUCCUUUCCUAUACUCACCGCCGACUCUCCGCGUUUCUUCGACGAAUUUCCAACAAACAAUGUUGAUUUUGAUGUUGUUUCACACCGCUCAAAUUAUUCCAGGACCCACCCCUACUUUAUCUCGAAAGAGGAAUACACGCAAUUGAUCGACAACACUGGUGUCAUGAACAAGGUAACGGCAGCCAACUGGGUCAGGGAAACUAUCGCCAGUUGGAGGCAUACAAUUUUCAAGGGUGCUAAGGACCCUCGUGGUUUCAUUUUCAAGCCUAAAAAGUACAUAAAGACCCUUCGAGAUGCCUACUGCAUCGAACGCAUGCACAGAGCCUUCAAAAGAGGACUCAUGGAGUAUGGCAUGUUGACUGCUACCAAGAAAGCAUAAAUUUAACAUGACGGAUCUGAAAAAACGGGAGGACAAGUGUACUUCUGUCAAUCGACGAGAGAACCUGCCAUGAUUCAAGAGCAUACCAAUAACAAAUAUCAUGGUCUGGUUAUUGAAGAUAUAGAUCGUUGAGCUCGGACACAUCUUUUCAUUGGCAAAUGAUAUCUGAAUAAUUAACGUUGUUUAAA
This is a messenger RNA of Pseudo-nitzschia multistriata, 1550 nucleotides long. Lineage: Eukaryota; Bacillariophyta; Bacillariophyceae; Bacillariales; Bacillariaceae. The record is from the annotation of a GenBank genome assembly.